Messenger RNA from Micropterus dolomieu (smallmouth bass), 685 nucleotides. RefSeq names its product transmembrane protein 65 (gene tmem65). The record is from RefSeq and is a predicted model, not a curated record. Lineage: Eukaryota; Metazoa; Chordata; Actinopteri; Centrarchiformes; Centrarchidae. The transcript has a single exon. Bases 366 to 677 code for a protein of 103 amino acids.
GCCGGCGCCGGAAAGGUGCUUUGUAAUUCCGGCUGACUUGGUUAGUUAUCGCUCGGCUUUAGCUUGAACUUCAUGUGACAAACUCCCGACCUGCCGCGUCUUAAAAGAUCAUGACAAGCCAGCGGAUCGUAAGAAAGGAAGAAAUGUUCGGCGGCUUGAAAGUUAACCCGAGUUUCAGGGAAACGGUCAUGAAAAGUCGUUGGUUUGUUUCUCAUUGAGGUCGAAAUCUAGCUAGUAGGACCGAACAACUUCUGCCCGAGCGCCAGUCGUUGCUGGGGCGGCGAGAUCAGAGAUCAAAGAAGCCUUUUUUAUUUCUAUUUUUUUUACAUUUGACAGACUUGGGAGUAUUUAUUUAAUUCGCCGCAAUGCUGACGUUUUUUGGACCGAGAGCUCUCCGACGGGUUGUACAGAAGUUGCCGUCGGUUCCUGCGAGGCAGGCGGUGGUAGCGCCGAGGCUGCCGGGGAUAGGGCGACCCACACCCAGCCGCUGCCUGGGAACACAUGGGAGAAACGAGCCGAAGGAGCCGCUCAACUCCCCCAAGAGAGCCAAAGAGUUUAUUUACCGCCUCCACCCGAACGAGAGGACGUGUUUACUGAAGGAGCUGCAGAGUUUCGAGUCCAUAGCCAUCGCUCAAGGUAAGAAAGAGAGCAGGUCAAAGGUGACAGCUGAGAUUUAAUGACAGGU